GGCAGGCACCAUGAAGCUGUCUCUCCUGCCCUGGGCCCUGCUGCUGCUGGUGACAGCCCCCGGCCCAGGCCCCCGGCCUGCAGCAGGUGCCCAGGGGAGCUGCUCCCACCGUUGUGGAGUCCAGGAUGGGCCGUGCUCCUGCCACCCGACCUGCUUCGGCCUGGCCAGCUGCUGCUCGGACAUUCGGGACUUCUGCCUGGAGAUCUUGCCCUACUCGGGCUCCAUCAUGGGUGGCAAGGAUUUUGUGGUGCAGCAUCUCAACUGGUCCAACUCCACUGACGGCGUGAUCUGCAGCUUUAAGGAGAGCAUCCAGACCCGCGGCUUUGUGGACUCCUCGGGACGAGUGCACUGUGUGUCACCCUUGCUCUACGAGACCGGCCGCAUCCCCUUCACGCUCUCCAUGGACAAUGGCCGCUCCUUCCCACGCUCAGGCACCUGGCUGGCUGUGCACCCCAGCAAAGUGUCAGAGUCCGAAAAGAGCCAGCUGGUGAACGAGACCCGCUGGCAAUACUACGGCACUGCCAGCACCCAGGGUAACCUCACCCUGACCUGGAACACCUUGGCUCUGCCCACGAACUCCAUCACCAUAGAGCUGUGGGGCUACAAGGAGACAGGGAAGCCGUACUCCCAGGAGUGGACAGCAGCGUGGUCGUACCUGUACUCCUUGGCCACAAACAUCACCAACUCCGGCUCCUUCACCUUCACACCAAAACCUGCACCUCAGAACUACCAGAGGUGGAAAGUGGGUGCCCUUCGCAUUGUCAACAGCAAACACCACGCAGGGGAGAAGGACGUGCACGCACUCUGGAGCAACGAGCAUGCGCUGGCCUGGCACCUGGGCGAUGACUUCCGGGCAGACCCUCUGGCCUGGGCCCGAGCUCAGUGCCUGGCCUGGGAGGAACUGGAGGACCAGCUGCCCAACUUCCUGGAGGAGCUGCCCGACUGCCCCUGCACCCUGGCCCAGGCCCAGGCUGACUCUGGGCGCUUCCAAGCGGACUACGGCUGUGACAUCGAGCAUGGCAGCGUGUGCACCUAUCACCCAGGGGCUGUGCACUGCGUUCGCUCCGUGCAAGCCAGCCCCCUAUAUGGCUCAGGCCAGCAGUGCUGCUACACGGCGGCGGGCACACAGCUCCUGACAGCCGACUCCACCAGUGGCAGCACCCCGGACCGCGGCCACGACUGGGGCGCACCCCCAUACCGCGUGCCGCCCCGCGUGCCGGGCCUCUCCCACUGGAUCUACGAUGUCAUCAGCUUCUACUACUGCUGCCUCUGGGCGCCCGAGUGCUCCCGCUACAUGCAGAGGCGGCCCUCCAGUGACUGCCGCAGCUACCAGCCCCCGCGCCUGGCCUCCACUUUCGGGGACCCACACUUUGUCACCUUCGAUGGCACCAACUUCACAUUCAACGGACGCGGCGAGUACGUGCUGCUGGAGGCCUCUGGGACCGACCUGAGGGUGCAGGCGCGGGCCCAGACCAGGAUGACGCCCGAGGGCUCUCAGGACCGAGGCACAGGGCUGACUGCUGUGGCUGUCCAGGAGGGCAACUCAGAUGUGGUAGAGGUCCGGCUGAGGGAUGGGGCUGGGGCCCUGCAGGUGCUGCUGAACCAGGAGGUGCUCAGCUUCAAGGAGCAAAGAUGGAUGGACCUGAAGGGCAUGUUCCUGUCAGUAGCUGCUGGGGACAGAGUAUCAGUCAUGCUGUCAUCAGGGGCCGGCCUGGAGGUCAGCGUCCAGGGUCUGUUCCUGAGUGUGGUGGUCCUGCUGCCCAAUAAGUUCUUGACCCACACACGAGGCCUCCUUGGGACACUCAAUGACAACCCCUCAGACGACUUCACCCUGCGCAGCGGCCAGGUCCUGCCCCCCAGUGCCAGUUCCCGAGAACUGUUCCAGUUUGGGGCUGACUGGGCUGUGGAGAACACCUCCUCCCUGCUCACCUACGACUCCAAGUUCCUGGUGGAAAACUUCCUGCUUCGGCCCAAGCAUGACCCCAAUUUCCUGCCCCUCUUCCCCGAGGAGACCACCUCCAGCCCCAGCCAGGCGAGUGAGGCGGCCAAACUGUGUGGGGACAACAAUUUCUGCAACUUCGACGUGGCGGCCACCGGGAGCCUGACUGUGGGCAACGCCACGCGGUUGGUCCACAGGCAGCACCUGCUUCGCGCGCAGAGCCUGCAGCCCGUGGUGUCCUGUGGCUGGCUGGCCCCGCCCUCCAAUGGGCACAAGGAGGGCAUGAGGUACCUGGUGGGCUCCACUGUCCACUUCCACUGCGACAGCGGCUACAGCCUGGCCGGGGCCGAGGCCAGCACCUGCCAGGCUGAUGGCACCUGGUCCCGGCCCACCCCGACUUGCCAGCCAGGUGAGGCUGCCCCGCCCACCUACCGGCCCCUCCCACCAGCUCUCAGCCUGCCGCCUGCCGCCUCUCCAGGGCGGAGUUACGCAGUGCUGCUGGGCGUCAUCUUUGGAGGCCUGGCGGUGGUGGCUCUCGUCGCGCUCGUCUACGUGCUCCUACGCCGCAGGAAGAGCAACACGGCCGUCUGGGGUUCGCGACCCUGAGGAAAGCACGCUUGGCCGGCGGCACAGGGCACACAGAACCUCCCCGGGGCCAAAGACCAGCCUCCCAAACUCCCAAGAACGUGCACCCCAGUACUUGGAUCCACAAAUCCCUACCACCAUACACCUGGGACACGGACAUCUGAACCUGAGCCUUUAAAGCCCGGUGCCCUGCUCUGUCACCAAAGACCCGGACCUUGAGUGGUCACUGUGGAGUUCCCGAGGCUCUGUUCCCCCCAUACCCCUGACUCUUAAUUCCCCAGGCCCGAGACUCCGUACCCUUGAAUUCUGAGGCCUGUCUCCCGAGCCCUAAUACUCCAGCACCUGAUAUGCGAAGGCCAGUACCUCAGAUCCCGUGCCCAUGAUGCUGAUUCCCAGUAUACUGAGUCCUGGUGCCCCAACAGGGAGCCCCAGGGCCGAGCUGCCUUGAUUCCCAGACCCUGGGCCUGGCCUGAGACUGUAGGUGGGUCCAGACUUGGGUGUGGAGAGUCACCCUCUAAGCUCCAGGCUUGUAAUUCUGUCUCUGGAACAUCUCCUGAAACACCCCUCCCUGCCUGUUGGGGGAGGAAACAAGCCUUUGGUGCCCCUUC
Molecule: messenger RNA, 3132 nt
Organism: Balaenoptera ricei (Rice's whale)
Lineage: Eukaryota; Metazoa; Chordata; Mammalia; Artiodactyla; Balaenopteridae
Gene: SUSD2
Product: sushi domain containing 2
Exons: 14
Coding region: 11-2545 (844 amino acids)
Source: RefSeq, a predicted model, not a curated record